AACUGAAAUAAGUAAUAAGUAAUCAUUACCGACAUAGCCGCCUGUGAAACAAAUGAAUAACAAUUGAAAAAGACGCUUCCACCAUUUUGCCAAAUUUGGUUGUUGGUUUGUUGAUUGUUAAGUGUCGUAAUAAAAUGGAAAUUUGUGGCGCUCCUUUGAACAGAACAGGGCUCCAGAGAGUGGCUUUGAAGGACAUGGAGCCCGACAUGGACAACAUUUUAAUAGUGGCGAUAAUUAUCGGCAAGCAGAGACCGCGAAAAUUUCUCGAUAAAACCAAAGAAACGGAGCAAUACAAAGCGGUUUGGACGUUUACUGUACGAGAUUCGCCACGAGAUUACAUCAAUGUGACCUACUGGGGCUCCAGUGACGAUGUUUGUACUGCUAGUGAUAAGUACUACACUGGGGAUGUUGUUGAAAUACGAAACCCGCGAAUCAAUGUCCGAAAAUUUAACGAGACCGGUGAGCAGUUUUGUCCCAUUGUGAGUUCCCCCUACUCCCUCACUUUGAAUGAACAUUCGACUAUUUUUCCCUUCAAUGGAGAUACUUCAUUCCUGACGAAGUUGUUAAAUUUCCCCACGAAACCUCUGACUGCGUUUGUUCCUCUCCGUGAUAUUCGCAAUGAAGGGGCUAACUUGAAAGAGCGCUUUGUUGAUAUUCUGGGAGCUAUAAGGAGCGUGGGAAACGUGCGCACGAUCACUACGAAAAGGGGGCAACAAAUGCAACUGCGAGAAAUUGUCAUUUUCGAUCACACCAGUUCUGGGUUAAAAAUAUCAAUUUGGGACCCAGAUAUUAUAACGAGAGCGAGUAUGUGGAAGCCGCGCGAAACCAUUCUCUUUAUAACUGACGCAAAAGUAGAAUGGUCAAUGUUUUUGAAAACUUACUGUGCUGCAGUCACUGGUCGUUCAAUUAUUACGGAAAAUCCACUAGGACAAGAAGCUGCAACUUUGGCCAAUUACGCCAAAAGCGCUCCUUUGACAACGGCGGAUAUUAUGGAUCAGUUUAUCACAGAAUUACCGGAUCCUGAAUCGAUCCAGAACGUGAUGUGUGUGCAACAAGUUUUUGCCAAAAUUCGUAAUUUGCAAGAAAAUGCAGUAUCAGACUCGCAGCUAACAGCUCUCAUGUUUGUUUUCAUAACUCAGUUAGAUUUAGACGGUCUUUCACCCGUAACACGAACCAAGUGUGCUUAUUGUAAAAGUUUUCUCGCAAAUGAAAAGUCCAUUUGUGAAAACAGCGAAUGCUCCACAUUUUUAGGUAAAACCCCUAACAAUGUUGAAGUCUCCUUUAAUAUUAACGUUCAUUUAUCUGAUCAUACUGGGACUCUAAAAAACUGUCGUUUAACGGGUACCUCCGCUGAGCAAGUAUUGAACUGCUCAGUUCAGCGUUUUGUUAAAAUGACCGACAGUCAAAAGUGCGAAUUAAAAUGGAAAUUUUUAUUGGAACGUUGUGCUGUUCGUAUUUUAGCGGUAAUGUCCAGUAGAUUAAAUCCUCGCAUUGUAAUCAUAAGUUGCUCGCAAGCAAAUGCGCUAGAAUCAGCACAAAGAAUACCGAUUUGUUAAUUUAAGUUUAAUAAAAAAGCGAAUAACUUGCACAA
Messenger RNA from Tribolium castaneum (red flour beetle), 1591 nucleotides. It is a transcript of the gene hdm, whose product is annotated as hold'em. Gene Ontology annotation, molecular function: single-stranded DNA binding; single-stranded DNA 3'-5' DNA exonuclease activity. NCBI's taxonomy places the organism in Eukaryota, Metazoa, Arthropoda, Insecta, Coleoptera, Tenebrionidae. The coding region runs from base 135 to 1556 and encodes 473 amino acids. The transcript has 7 exons. Gene Ontology annotation, biological process: resolution of meiotic recombination intermediates. The record is from RefSeq and is a predicted model, not a curated record.